Molecule: messenger RNA, 1749 nt
Organism: Cephus cinctus (wheat stem sawfly)
Lineage: Eukaryota; Metazoa; Arthropoda; Insecta; Hymenoptera; Cephidae
Product: SEC14-like protein 2
Exons: 11
Coding region: 344-1381 (345 amino acids)
Cellular component (GO): cytoplasm
Source: RefSeq, a predicted model, not a curated record
ACUUGUAAUAGUAGUAGUAGUAUAGUGAAGGUACGAAAAAUUAGUUUACUUGUUGACGGAAUUAGGCAGAAGUGGACUGUGAAAACAAUGGCUCCAUUGAAUUUGGCAGAUGAUCAACGCUUCGCUCUGAUGAAGCCGGUUCAAAUAAACUUUCCAAGUAAAAAAUAUCGCCUGAAGGAUGAGGAUAAAUAACCACAAGAGAAUAUCUACAUGAUGCUAUUUAUAUGCGGCCGCCAUAUAGUUUAGACGUAGCGUGCACGAGAUUCUGGAACCACAUCAUGAUGAUCAUUUUUUAGUUCGUUGGCUCAGAGCCAGGAAGUGGGAUGCCGCGGCCGCUGAAAAAAUGCUCAGAGACUCCUUGGAGUGGAGGAAACAGUGGGAAGUUGAUAAACUGGACGAAUGGGAUCCACCACAAAUCCUCAAGGAUCAUUUACCGCAUGGACUCAGUGGCUUCGAUAAGGAUGGAGCGCCAGUUGUCAUAACUCCUUUCGCUGGUUUGGAUAUGUAUGGUAUCCUUCAUGUGGUCUCUCGAAGAGAUAUGAUUUGCAUUACUAUUCAACAACUUGAACGUUAUUUAAAAAUCUGUGAGGAACAGGCCAAGAAACAUGGAGAAGCAGCUAGACAGAUCACAGUCAUCUUUGAUAUGGAGGGAUUUAAUCUUAGACAGUAUAUGUGGCGACCAGCUGGCGAAGUUGUUAUUGCACUUAUUCAAAUGUAUGAGGCUAAUUACCCGGAAAUCUUAAAAACAUGCUUUAUCAUAAACGCUCCAAAAGUAUUUGCUUUGGCUUUUUCCGUUGCUAAAAAAUUCAUGAACGAGUACACUUUGUCAAAAAUUCAAAUAUACAAGGCUGAUCCAUCCAGAUGGAAACAUGCAUUAUUAGAAGUCAUUCCAGAAGAUCAAAUACCGGUACACUUUGGUGGUACUCUUACUGAUCCUGAUGGAAAUCCACGGCUCACGACCAAGAUUUGUCAAGGUGGUAAAGUACCGAAGGAUCUUUAUAUAAAUAAAGCAGAGAAGGAUAAAUCGAAUGAAGAUUUUACCACAGUUACUGUGCGCAAAGGAGAUAAACUCAAAUUAGAUUUUAAACCAGCUCAACUGGGAUCAUUGUUGAGUUGGGAAUUCAGAACUGAAGAUCAUGAUAUUAAAUUUGGAAUUUUGAGGAAAACCCAUGAUGGCGGACAAACGGAAAUUGUACCGAUUCAUAGAGUGGCUGCACAUCAACUGGAUGAGAUCGGUAUUCUUACCUGUGAAGUGCCAGCUACUUAUUCCGUUGUGUUCGACAACAGCUAUAGUCUUUUACGGAAUAAGAAAAUACAUUAUUCCAUACACAUUUUACCGCCGAACGAGGGAUUAGAUGAUCUUGCUCUUAAAAACUCGUAAAAAUGUGCUAAAUAAUUCGAGUAAACGGAACACUAAUGGAGUGAAAAUGUUGUUACUGUACUUAAGGCAUGAGAAUGUACGCAACGCAACAAGUUUAAAUGGAGUUGGAUAAAUCUCUGUAGUCCAACGUCUGAUAAUCAAAGUUGUACUACGUACUAUGCAUAUAGUUAUUUCUUUUAUUGAAUUAAGGUAUGGGUGUAGUCAUUAUUGCCCUGGUUAGAAUUAUGGAAGGUUCUAUGAAUCAUAUAUUAUUUAAGGAUCUUAUAGAAAAAAUCAAUUUUUUAUUAAGUAAAAAUGUAUGUGUUAAAUACAGCCUUACGAAUCAGUUAUAAAUGUUCAAUAUAUAAUCACUUGAGCUUAUAAGAUUU